AUCCGUAAGAAUUGCACCGUUUCAGAUAUAAGUACGAGAGCUAGUGGGCUUCCCAGGUGUUUUCCACUGGGUUUCCGUAAGACUUCCAAGUCCGUCACGGUGUUACCGGCAUUCCAAAGUGGCAUGUACUUGCAUGCCACUUUGCAAGUGCCACGGUGACUUGCACAGCCUCAUAUACCGCUCUCUGAGCCAACUUUGCUUCCUGUCUUUUUGUGCAAUAGCUUUGCCACUUCCCAGCAUCACGAUUUAUAUCCUUGAGUCCCCAUCAUGAUUGAACCGAAGAUCUUUGAUCAGAAUGACGAACACUUUGAUGCAUCGGAGCCGGCAAAGACCCAUCUUUUACAUCCGCCACAGCCGCUGCGAAUCAACACCAAUACAAUAACGGACAUGAAACGCGUUCUGCGUGAGCGUACCAACUUGAACACUCCAGUUGCACUCAAGGGCGCCAUCUCUCCAGAUAUAUCAGCUAACGUAUACCACACACCUAAUUCCAGCCGCGCAUGUGGCAGGCCGAGUCCCACCAUGAAGCCUGGCCGCUUCAACAAGGCUACGUCCAUCUGUGGAUCCUCUACAGACUCAUUACGUCGCCAACGGCGUUACUCUGUAGCAGAACAGGCCUUGGAGUAUGCGCUUAAGAAUUGCACAAGCGAACGGUCACCUCGAGAACUUCAGAUUCUUGCUUUGGAAAAAGCGACGGCUGCGUUGAGUACACGUGCGAAUGAAUCCAGGGACCGUGCUGCCAAGUUAAGGGCUUGUCUCGCGGAUAGAGCGGUCGAUCCCAAGAGCUAUGCUGCCCUGCAAUCAGAUCGCUGGAUGGCGGAACGACGGCAGUCUGCAGCAGACCGCGAGGUUCGCCAAAUGAGUCAUCAUUUAGCUUUACUCAAGUUGAAAAGGGGUGCACCGGAGCAAGGAAGGUUUGACGAGAAUCUUCCAGUUACACCCCUCGACAACGAGGCAAGGCGCCGGGCUAAUCUUGUUAGAUUUUUCGAACGAUCCCCCACGAGGACAUCAUUACACACACACCAUAAGUGCAGGCCUCUUUUCGUCGACUGCACCUUCUCACGCCGGAUAACCAUGAGCGACAUUUCACCCCUUCGACUCCGCCCGUCGACCAGUGCCACUCGGAGGUUUACAACACAGCAUGCCCGUCCAAAAUCAAUUGGCAAUGAACCACCUGCUCCUUUCAGACGCUCUGGCAAACCACGGCUCGCAAGCGGGCCAUCUAGACCCUCCAUGCUGGUCAGAAAUAUGGGUCCUUCCAAUGCGGAAUAUUCUUCUACAUCUUUGUCACAGUCAUCGACCCCUUCAUCUCGCUUGCUGCCAUUUAAUGACCAAACUGAUGACGUGAUGACUUCCACACGGCCAUCGACUCCUCCAUUAUCCAUUGCAUCCACGUCUUCAAAUGGGGCAUCACAUGUAUCACGUGUGCCAUUGGAGACGCCACAACAAGCGCCUUCGGGCGGCGUGGCAACAAUCUACGCUAGUUCCUCGCCACGCUCGCAUACGGAGAUCCUUGCAGACCUAGACAGGGACUCGGUCCGCGUGCCUGAGUACGCUGUGAACCUAUUAGAAGGGUUCGAUCUCAUUCACCACGACAUUACUCUUCCAGAGAGAAGUAUAUCGUUAAAGCCGAGGGAGGAGGAGCCAGAAACAGGGGUACCCCGUCCAUCGGAAGAAUCGGACACGGGGCCUUAUACCUCAUUCGCUCUCCCUCCGUUCCAACCGGAGCCAUUGUGGUCCCACACAUCACUGAAUACGCCUUCUACGCCGCGGUCGCACGUACAAACGCUGCACCCUCUUUCUUCUGGCUCCUCAACGCCCUCGGGCUUGAGUACGCCGACGGCGACGCGACCCCCUGCGCCGCCCUCACGGCCACACUCACUCCUGUUCCUCAUGCGGAAGCGCAAGGACUUACAAUACAGCCCAGCAUCAUCGGUGACGAACCUAGACGGGGACAGUGCGCGGGGGUCGAAGCGGCGAUUUUCGCUGUUCACGAGGAAGUAGACGGACAUGAUUCACGUUUGGACUUGAUCUGCCAUGCACAUGUAUUUAGCGCAUAGUCUUUUUAGGUGUAAAGCUUCACAUACUCCACAUAUUGGCGCUCGUGAAACAGGGCGGCUACGGAUGGACCCGUGGCACAGUGGUAGCGCGUGAGAUUCCAGAGCUUUGGCUUACAUCCUCAAGGUCAUCCGUUCAAUCCGGGUCGGGUUCACAUUUUUGAGUCAGGGGAGGAUGUGCGGGAGGGGCAGAAUUU
Molecule: messenger RNA, 2254 nt
Organism: Suillus clintonianus
Lineage: Eukaryota; Fungi; Basidiomycota; Agaricomycetes; Boletales; Suillaceae
Exons: 3
Coding region: 268-2004 (578 amino acids)
Source: RefSeq, a predicted model, not a curated record